CUCGCAUUCAUGUGAGUCUUUCAAGUCUCAACUCUGAAAUUGGCAUAGUUCCACGAAACCCAACCACAACUCGCCACGUCAUCACACCCAAACACGGCGACCCACACCGCAAAGCAACCCUCGUUUCUUUCCCCCCUCCUCCUCCUCCUCCUCCUCCAUUCUCAUCAUUUUCUCAUCUCUUUCACUUCCAUUUAUUUAUUAUUGCCACCACUCUCUCUCUCUCUCUCUCUCUCUGUAACCAUAACCAUGACAGACACUAUCGAACCUUCCACGUCAUGUGGGAGCACCAUGAUUCACCCCAGACGCGAGCCAUUCGAGCACGGUCUCUUACCAAUCCCAAAGCUCAUCUUCUCCGACCCAACACAAUCCCUAAUCUCAUUGAAACAGAAGCUUCUCGAAUCUUCCUCUAACCACCGAGUCGACUCAUCCACAAUCUCCGAUUCCCUCCAGAUCUCCUCCGACCACGCUAACCUCCUCCUCGAUACUCUCGCUUCCGUUCACCACUCCGACUCAGAACCUCUUGUUCGAGCUGAACCUGGCCAAAACGACGCCGUUGGUGCCGAUGUUCACGAUCUGGUUUUGCUUCUCUAUAUUCAAUCUUACAAAAGGUUGCUUCCUCGUUCUCAUAAGGAUUCUGCUUCUGUUGCUGAUGUUUGGCCUUCUACUUCUGCUUUUGAUGGUUACUUCUCUGCUCUUUCUCCUCUUCAGCUUAUGCGCAGCAAUAGUCGGCGUUUUAUGCCAUCACAAGCUGAUGAAGAGGCACAUCAGUUAUCGUAUCUGCAAAAGCACCUUGCCAACAUUCUAUCUCUUCUAGCAGAGCCAGGGGAGGGUGAAGGAGAAGGCGAAGAAUCACAGGUUUUAACUAUGGAUAGAUUUGAGCACCUUGGGUUCCUGGUUCAGUUUGGUGAUAAGGCUGAAGGAAAUUGUUUGAGUCAAUCAUCUCCUUUUUUUGCAAAUUCGGAUCCUGACAUGCCUGCGGUUCCCGUUCCUGUUACGCAAGUUCGUGAUUGGCUUAUGCAAAACAUAACUUCUGCUUUGGAAAAUAUUUCUGAAAGGACUUCUGCAAAGGAAAAUGGGUCAGCCAGUGCCACUGAUCAGGAUGUUGCUAUGAUCGAUGCAUGCACUGUCUCGGUAAAGUCCUCAGCAAGUACCAGGGAUUCAUGUUUCAUUGAAGGGAUCUCUAAAUCAUCUUAUGUGAAGCAAGCAUCUGACAUUAAAGGUUCCACUGUUAAGGUUCUAAAUUGCCAAGAGUCUACCAUCUAUGUCUUAGCACCUUUGAGAUAUGCCAUUGUCUAUGGAUGCUCAGAUGCUACAAUAGUUCUUGGAGCAGUUGGCAAGGCUGUGAGAAUAGAACACUGUGAACGUGUUCAUGUGAUUGUGGCCGCAAAACGUAUUUGUAUUGCCAACUGCCGUGAAUGUGUUUUCUUUUUGGGAGUGAACCAGCAACCUCUUAUGAUUGGUGAUAACCAUAAACUGCAGGUGGCACCAUAUAAUACAUGUUACCCCCAGUUGGAGAAGCACAUGAGUGAAGUUGGAAUUCUACCCACAGUGAACAGAUGGGAUGAAGCUCUGGCUUUGAGCAUGCUUGAUCCUCAUGAUUCACUAUCUCAUCCAGCCGGUGUCUCUGAUGUUCAAGCUGAGUCUGCUACACGCAUGGACCCCGAUCAAUUCACAAAUUUUGUGAUUCCAAACUGGCUUGCAGAAGAGUCCACUGGAUCUACAAAUGACAACCCAUUUGCAUUACCAGAUGCGUAUGCGGCAUCUCAACAUAAAAAUCAAAACAAUUUAGGGGAUAUAAGGAAACUAAUACAGGAAGCUUCUUUAGAAGAGAGUCGGAAACGAGAAUUGUCGUCCGUGCUUCACGUGUGCUUCAAGGACUGGUUAUAUGCUUCGGGGAAUAUUCGUCAACUUUACUUUCUGCAAGCGGAGGAUAUAUGAUAUAGCACAGUUAAUGACAUUAAAGGGCAAAGGUUUUUGGUUUCCUUUUUUAUUCAAUUUCGCUUGCCAAUUGCAUUGGUCGCCCAGGUAGCUGAGAUCAGAUGUCACGAAUUAGAGUUCCUUAUGCAGUCAGAUGACUCUGCACAGAGAUGGAACAAAAAUACAAUCGGUAAUCUGAUUGUAAUGAUUUUUUGUGAAAUAAUUUCUGUAAUAUUUUGUUAUUCUAAAUUAGUGGCCUUUUAAAAAAAGAAAAAUCACUCCAAUAUCUAAACUAUAAAGUACUAGAUUUUUGGGUUUUCAACUUUGCCCCCAUAUAUUGUCAAGAAAAGAAUGAACAAAUAUUUUGCAUUUGUAAAA
Messenger RNA from Trifolium pratense (red clover), 2295 nucleotides. Its product is annotated as TBCC domain-containing protein 1-like. The transcript is spliced from 9 exons. The record is from RefSeq and is a predicted model, not a curated record. Lineage: Eukaryota; Viridiplantae; Streptophyta; Magnoliopsida; Fabales; Fabaceae. The coding region runs from base 247 to 1938 and encodes 563 amino acids.